This is a messenger RNA of Ostreobium quekettii, 1722 nucleotides long. Lineage: Eukaryota; Viridiplantae; Chlorophyta; Ulvophyceae; Bryopsidales; Ostreobiaceae. The record is from the annotation of a GenBank genome assembly.
AUGGCGUUGACGAUCGUGAGCACGCAAGUGCCCACGGGCGACGCGCCCAUCUGCGACGUGAUGCUGGAGCCUUACAUCGUGAUUAAGGAGGGCGACGGCCCGGGCACGGCGUGCCAUGUGCCUGACGAGGGGUGCCUGGAGUCUGGGGCCAGGUUCCGCCUGCGGUCGCGGUGGUUCAGGGCGAUGGUGCACGGCGGCAGCGCUGUGUGCAGCGUGCACCCCGACCGCGAAGCCACCAUCCAGUGCCUGCUGUGCCUGCGCGCGCACGCGCCGGCGCCGCUGAGCUUCCACUGCGGGCCGGAGUGCCUCAAGGAGCACUGGCGCAUGCACAAGGACGACUACCACCUCAGGCAGUACCAGAACGGAGGGGUGGAGAAUGGCUACGCCUCGAAUGGUUCAAGCUACAGGAACAGCAGCAGCCAUGAAGAGUGGGUGGAGGUUGGACGCUCACGAUGUUAUGUGCCCACAGCCGAAGAUGUUGGGUGUGUGCUGAAGUUUGAGUGCAGUAUAGCUGACUCGCACAGGCCAUAUUACCAGGACAUGGGGGGCCUGUGCAUGGGGAGCACCACCGCUCGGGUGCGGCCAGCGCCCCAGCCGCCCGUCAGGGCCAUCAUUCCCCUCAGACACCUUGCAGUUCCCAAGCUGCGGCAUGAAGGUCGCUUCACGGUUCUCACGUACAACAUCUUGGCAGAUCUGUAUGCAACGGGGGACGUGUAUGGCACGUAUUGCCCUGCUUGGGCGUUGUCCUGGCACUACAGGAGGCAGAACAUCAUCAAGGAGCUGGCUUGCUAUCGUGCGGACAUCGUCUGCCUGCAGGAGGUCCAGAGUGACCACUAUGAGGACCACGUCAGGGAUGCGAUGCAAGAGCUAGGAUACAUUGGGGUCUUCAAAAAGAAGACAACAGAGGUGUACACCGGAAGGGAGAUGGCCAUUGAUGGGUGUGCGACGUUCUACAGGAGAGACAGGUUCGCCCUCAUCAAGAAGUACGAGGUGGAGUUCAACAAGGCAGCCAUGUCCACUGCAAAUCAUUUUCCAGAACCUCAGAGAAAUGCUGCGCUGAACAGGCUGUCCAAGGACAACGUGGCAUUGAUUGUUGUCCUCGAGUCUGUUGCACCCAUGGCAGCCCGCCAAAAGCAGCUCAUCUGUGUUGCGAACACGCACAUACAUGCAAAUCCAGAGCAUUCAGACGUCAAACUCUGGCAGGUCCACACGCUGCUAAAGGGUUUGGAGAAAAUCGCAGCAAGUGCCGACAUUCCGAUCAUUGUGGCUGGCGAUUUCAACAGUGAACCUGGAAGUGCUGCCCACACGCUCAUGGUCACAGGAUCUAUUGACAAGACACACCCGGAAACUGCUCACGAUCCAGCUCAGUUCCUCCAAACGCUCCUCCCUGUGCAGCACAAGCUGUCACUGCGCAGUUCCUACUCUGCAGUGUUUGCUGGCAAUGCAAAAGACCUCGCUGUUCAGCAGCAGGCCAUGCGAAUGGACCCAAGGACACACGAACCACUGUUCACGAAUUUGAGGCGUGACUAUGGGGGCACGCUGGACUACAUAUUUUUCACCCCGACUCUUUUGACGCCCACAGCUCUUCUGGAGCUGCCAUCUGAGGAGGAAGUGGUGCGGGGCAAUUCAAGGGAUUCGGGUUUGCCAAAUGCUCGGUAUUCUUCUGAUCACAUAUCUCUAAUGGCAGAGUUUCAGCUUGUGAUUCCAUUCCAAUUGGAGUAG